Fraxinus pennsylvanica is the source of this 525-nucleotide messenger RNA. NCBI's taxonomy places the organism in Eukaryota, Viridiplantae, Streptophyta, Magnoliopsida, Lamiales, Oleaceae. The record is from the annotation of a GenBank genome assembly.
AUGCCUAGAGACAGAGACCCUCUUGUCGUUGGUAGAGUUAUAGGGGAUGUUUUGGAUCCAUUUACAAGGUCCAUAUCACUUGAGGUUACGUAUGGUAAUAGGGAAGUUAAUAAUGGAUGGGAUUUCAGACCUUCUCAGAUUCUUAACCAGCCUAGGAUUGAUAUUGGAGGUGAUGACCUUCGUACUUUCUACACGCUUAUUAUGGUGGAUCCCGAUGCUCCAAGCCCAAGUGAUCCCCACCUCAGAGAAUACUUGCACUGGUUGGUGACUGAUAUUCCAGCAACCACUGGGGCUAGCUUUGGGCAAGAGAUUGUUUGUUAUGAGAGUCCACGGCCAUCAAUGGGUAUCCACCGUUUUGUUUUCGUGUUAUUCCGGCAGUUGGGCCGCCAGACGGUGUAUGCUCCGGGGUGGCGCCAGAACUUCAACACCAGGGACUUUGCGGAGCUCUACAAUCUUGGUUUGCCAGUCGCCGCCGUAUAUUUUAACUGUCAAAGGGAGAGUGGCACUGGUGGACGAAGGCAAUGA